Acanthosepion pharaonis is the source of this 1590-nucleotide messenger RNA. The record is from the annotation of a GenBank genome assembly. Lineage: Eukaryota; Metazoa; Mollusca; Cephalopoda; Sepiida; Sepiidae.
AUGACCCAGUGGAUAAAUCCACAUCUCUCUUUCUUUCUUUUUGUUUUCUCCCUUCUCAUUCUUCUCGCUUCUUCUUUCUUCGAUUUAUUCUUUUUCUUUCCUUUUCUACCCUUCUUUCUUUCUUUCUUUGCAUCCCUUCUGCCUUCCUUAUUCAGUCACUUUUUCUUUCUUUCUUUCUUUCUUUCUUUCUUUCUUUCUUUCUUUCUUUGUGAGCAUCCAUUAUUUCUUUUUCAUCCUCUCCCUUUCUUUCCUUCUUUUCCUUCUUUUUUCCUUCUUACUUUCUCAGCUUCUUCUCUUUUUCUUCUUUUACGUUUUCCAUUUAGUACACUUUUCUUUCUUUCUUUCUUUCUUUCUUUCUUUCUUUCUAUCUUUCUUUCUUUCUUUCUUUCUUUCUUUCUUUCUUUCUUUGUAUUCCUCCUGCCUUUCUUAUUCAAUCACACCUUCUCUAUUUCUUUUCGCUUUCUUCUAUGCUGUCUAUACAUCUUAUUUAAUUUUUCCGUUGUCGUCGUCGACAACUUUCUUUACAUCGUUUUCUUAUCUACAUUGUCCAAUUUUCUUCUUUAUCUCUUUUCUUCUUCAACCCUUCCCCAUACUUUACUUCCUCUAUCACCCACUUCUCUUUUUUCUCCUGACUAUACACUCUUCUUCUUUAUUCUUCUUUUGUUCUUCCCUUCCUUUAAUUUGCAUCAUCUUUUUAUCGUCUGCUUUCUCUUCUCGCCAUUUUGUUUACCUCUGUUUACUAUUGAUAUUAUUAUUUGUACUCAUUCGUAUUUUUUAAAAGUCACAACAACAUCUAUUCAUGUCCAGCCUUCAAAAUCUAUCUAUCUAAAUCAUUCUGUUCAUAUCUAUCUCAAUCUGUUCAUAUCUAUCUAUCUAUCUAUCUAUCUAUCUAUCUAUCUAUCCAAGUUUGUUCAUAUCUAUAAAUCUAUCUCAGUCUGUUCAUAUCUAUCUAUCUAUCUAUCUAUCUAUCUAUCUAUCUAUCUAUCUAUCUAUCUAUCUAUCGAAAUCAUUCUGUUCAUAUCUAUCUAUCUAUCUAUCUAUCGAAAUCAUUCUGUUCAUAUCUAUCUAUCUAUCUAUCUAUCUAUCUAUCUAUCUAUCUAUCUAUCUAUCUCAGUCUGUUCUAUUUAUCUAUCCAAGUUUGUUCAUAUCUAUCAAUCUAUCUCAGUCUGUUCAUUAUCUAUCUAUCUAUCUAUCUAUCUAUCUAUCUAUCUAUCUAUCUCAAUCUGUCCAUAUCUAUCGAAAUUAUUCUGUUCAUAUCUAUCUAUCUAUCUAUCUAUCUAUCUAUCUAUCUAUCUAUCUAUCUAUCUAUCUAUCUCAGUCUGUUCUAUUUAUCAAUCCAAGUUUGUUCAUAUCUAUCUAUCUAUCUAUCUAUCUAUCUAUCUAUCUAUCUAUCUCUAUCGAAAUUAUUCUGUUCAUAUCUAUCUAUCUAUCUAUCUAUCUAUCUAUCUAUAUCUAUCUAUCUAUCUCAGUCUGUUCUAUUUAUCAAUCCAAGUUUGUUCAUAUCUAUCUAUCUAUCUAUCUAUCUAUCUAUCUAUCUAUCUAUCUCAGUCUGUUCAUAUAUAUCUAACAAACUGUUCACAUCUAUCUUAA